UGUCUCUCUUCUCCUUUUCCUCUUACCUCUUAUAACGAAAAGCUGGAGCGACGGGCUGGUCAUCGAUAUGCCCUGUACUCGACAAGCGUCGCCGAAUUUAGCCCCGCCUCCUGGAGCUAGCGUCGAUGGGGCCGCCCAAGGUUGGACUGUUGACGGAAUGGGAGACAGACGCAAUCAUGACUGGGAGGAGAUGUGUGAAGUUCAGGCAUCGAUCUCUUCACAAGUAGGUUCUCCUGUGGGCGCAUGUUCAGGUCGAAGACGUAAACAAUCCGUCUUGCACACGACAGACGAUGCGUCACUAUGUACUAAACCGAUGCAGUCAAGUUUACCGCGGAUCUACCUCCCAUCAGCAUCCACUCUUGCGAGCGUCCUGGCGCUCCUUAGCCUUCCCGAGCUUGCGCUCGCCGCGCCGCUGCAGAAACGAGACGGAAGCGAUGCGAUCAAAAUCGUCGUCCCUGUCGUCGUUGUAGUGGCGAUAAUUGGCCUCAUCAUCAUCAUGACAUGCAUGCGCCGCGGGUGGCAUAUGAACAUGGCGAGGUGGACUAGCCAUGCUGCAAACUCAUUUGGGCCAAGUACCACCACUUCCGAUAACAAUGGCACGCGGGAGCUCACGGCGCGGCAGCUCGUUGGAGGGGCGGUAGACGUCGCGGGAGACGACGACGCGCCCGCGCGCAGAAGGCGGAGCAGGCGUGCCAAUAGACGCACGAGCCAGGUCUCGACGCAUUCUCUUCCCAUGUACAUGAAGGAACCGGGCGAUCGUGAGGUCGUCAUCUUCCGCGGCCCGGAGGACUUGAUGGAGGAGCCACCGACGACGCAUGUCGUUAUGCCGUCCGUCGCCGAGACUGCCGAGACCGCGGACAGCCCAGACCCGUCUGUCGACAUGUCUCGUGUUCAGAGCCGCGACUACGCAGAGAUGCCGGAGAGCCCGCACGACAUGCCGUUGCUCUCUGGGGACGACUCGCGGGCGGACAUGAGCCCCGCCAUAGGUCCCGAUAUGGAUAACUCGCGCGCGCGCCUUAUCAACAUGACCCCGCGUACGGAUGGCUCCAGGCCGAGCAUAGACACGCUUCCGACCACGGAGGAGAACGCGUCGAGCCAUCCCAACCCGCAGACACCCGAUCCGCGCGGCCAGGCUCCGCCGUACUUUGAGGUUGUGGCCCUUGAUGACAUGAGUCCAGCCGCUACCCCAGAAAUACCACCGCAGACGCCUGAACCUCCUGCGGAGCCGGUAGAGAGUACGAGGAGAAGGUCCGGAAUAUUCGGCUUGUUCCACAGUCGACACCCGAGCAGGCCGCACGUUGCCCCCACUGAACUCGCCCCCAGCGUGAGCCAUAGACGUAACGGCUCUGCCGGCUCCAACAUCUCAACGCCGACCGUCCCUCGCCCACGAAGCCGUGCUCACUCGCGCGCUGGCACGCAUCGGCCCUCGCAAUCCGGAUCUGGUUUCAGCAUGAUGUCGCGUUCGCGUUCGCGCCUGCUUGAAUCACCUCACUUGACCUCGCCUUCCAUGAUCUCUGUCAACUCUAUCUCUGCGCCACUCACGCAUACCACCGUCCGCACUGAGUUUACGUACCCGCGGUCGGGCCCUACCGCUGACCAGAUCAAGCUCAUUGCGUCCCGGGACUCGUUCGCCCGCUUUGGUGUGCCGUACGGCGAAGACGCGAUUGCAUUCCAUGCGAGUACGUCAAGAAUGGACCUGCCGCCCGACUUUGAGGAGAUCACGGGACCGUCGCGGUCGCCGAUCUUGGACGGGAACGACACGACGGUGGUGGAAGAAGAAGCUGCCGAGGGCAGUGCCCACGAAGAGGAGCAUACGCAGCAACAAAGCAGUCCACUAGCGAGCGAACCCGUGAACGCCACCGAGCCGUCUGAGUUGGCGUCACCCGUCGCCGCCGUUGCUACUGACGGUGCUAAACCCGAAAACAACUCCGAGACUGUCCAGUCUCCCGCGACACUCGCACCUCCGCCGGGCUUGGGUAGCGCCAGCACAGAGGCUUCGGCGUCUAAUCAAGCGAAGGCCAAGACGCCGCCGCUAGCGAUCCGUCCGCCCUCCCGCGCGAGUUCGUUGAACUCUUUCGCGACCGCAGACGAGUCCAUACACUCUGCUGCGACCGCAUCUCCGACACCUUUUGCCUCCACAUCCUCCAAAGCGUCCAUCUCAAGGCUGCAGCUACCCGCAGAGGGCGCUGCGACAUCCUCGACGGCAACGCUCUCAACGGCAGCACCCUCGACGAUUUCUUCUUCAUCGACGCCGCGGAUACCUACAGCCAGUCUCCACGAAAAUCCUGACACGACCAGCGCGACGCUGUCGCCGACGACUCCGAUGACGGCCCUCACAGAUGUGGGGCGUGCCCUCUAAUUUGUUUAUAUGUUAUGUCUCCAUAUCUGACGUGGACUACGUAUCUCAUGACCGUGAUUAGCACUAGCGCGACGUGCCGCUCGUCGCAUAGUACUCUGGUUCUGGUUUACCCUGCUCGAAUUUUUUUACGCUCUCAUCUAUCUCAUUUACGCAUGUUCUGGGCCGCUUUCAUCUCCCUAGGAACCCUCUGUAAUUGUAUUUGCUACGUCCAUCUGUGCACGUUCAGGUUCCAGUCUGGAUCAUCUACACUGUGGGACUCCCACGCCUGUUGGCUGCGCUACUUACAUGUACAGUCGCCUUCGUAAUGUAAUAGAACAACCAAUAACAUGCUUUUGCGC
Molecule: messenger RNA, 2697 nt
Organism: Phanerochaete carnosa HHB-10118-sp
Lineage: Eukaryota; Fungi; Basidiomycota; Agaricomycetes; Polyporales; Phanerochaetaceae
Exons: 3
Coding region: 734-2359 (541 amino acids)
Source: RefSeq, a predicted model, not a curated record